GCAGUAGAGCGUCGUUCGUUGUACGGUGCGGUCGUGGCGUUCGCGAUCCGUCUCGAUGCUUCGUACGUUCGAUGUAUGUGUGUGACCGUGCACGCGUUUUCUUUUUUCCUUUACACUGUAUAUAUAUAAAGUGUUUGUGAUAGUGCGAAAGGAUCGUCGUUUUGUGUUCGGUUUCUUUCUCGCAGUGCCAAAAGGUGGAUUAAAGACGUUCCCCGUGAAACAGAAGGAAAAAAAGUAUCGUGGACAAGCCGGCAAGAGGAUCCCGAUGCUGAACGGCGAGGGAAGACCGCUGGCGUUCCUCCAAGAUCCUGAGAAUGUCACCGCAGAGAUCAGCCCAGGGAACGGAUCAUGAAGUGACCGUGCACAAAGGACACUGUGGACACGUGUGAUUCUUUGCGAAGUAUUUAGCCACAAUUAAGAUGUACCCCGCGCCGGCGAGACACCCAGCCGCUGCCGGUGGCGGAGGAAGCGGCGGGGCUGCGGGAGGGCUGAAAUUCACGGUGGCUGACACUUGCGAGAGGAUCAAAGAGGAAUUCAAUUUCAUCCAGCAACAGAACCACUCACUGAAGAUCGAAUGCGAGAAGCUGGCCAGCGAGAAGACCGAGAUACAGAGGCAUUACUUUAUGUACUACGAAAUGUCGUACGGAAUCACCGUGGAGAUGCACAAGCAGACAGAGAUCGCUAAGAGGUUGAACGCAAUAAUCGUCCAGCUACUACCGUUCCUGGCACAAGAGCAUGGCUUGCAGCAUCAGCAGCAGGUGGCCAAUGCCGUAGAGAGAGCGAAGCAAGUCACGACGUCCGAGCUAAACGCUAUUAUUGGGCAACAACAGGGUCUACAGCAGCUACUGCAACAGAUUCACGCGCAGCAGCUGCCCCACGGCGCGGUGGUCGGCGGUCUUCCGCCGGGCGGGUUGUUGGGCUUCGCAGGUGCGGCCGCGGCGGCCGCAGCCGCGGUGGUGCCGUCACAUCUCGCGCCGCCCCCGCAUCCAGCGGCCGCGGCUGCGGUCCAGGCGCAGGCGCAAGCGCUCCUGAAACCGUCGGACCUGCAACAGCACCGAGCAGCGGCGGAGACGCCCGAGGAUCGCAAGCCGAUCGCCCUCACCGACGACAGACUACGACGAUCCGUUUCGCCGCCCGAGAAAUUCCGCAGCCGCACCCCCGACCUCGAGAGCGAUCCCAAGAGGCGGAAGGAGGAGAAGCUCGGACACGAGAGCGACGGAGAAAAGAGCGAUCAGGACUUGGUGGUGGAUGUCGCGAACGAGGAGGCGUCAUCGCCGCACGCGAACGGAGAACACUCAGAUCCACGCGAGAACGGCACCCUGGAGAAGCUGAGUGCUCCAGGACACGCGGGACCGACUUCCGGCGUUGGCUCCACUUCUGUAAAAGACAGACCACCCUCGCGAAGCGGAAGCUCCUCCGCUCGUAGCACACCAUCUCUGAAAAGUAAAGAUAUCGACAAGCCGGGUACACCUGUGGCGGCGGCGAGGGGGUCGCGCAGCUGUACGCCAACUAUGGGCGGAAUCCCUGGGCCCUUGGCAUCGCGAGUCUAUCAUCCGCCAUCGUCGCAGCAAACGCCACCGCAGGGUUAUCAGGGUUUGCCGUCCCGCGGCAAUGAGCCGCCGCAAUCGUCUUCGCCGUACAGCAACUUACCAUAUGCCAGGACUUCGAUGCUCGGUUUCGAUGGUCACGUAAGGAUACCACCGAGUAACGGGAUGAGCAACGUUCCCGGCGGUAAAACAGCAAUCUCGUUCCAUGCGAACGGCGAGGGUGAAAUGCAGCCUGUGGCAUUCCCCACGGACGCUCUGAUAGGACCGGGAAUUCCACGUCACGCGCGUCAGAUUAAUACCUUGACUCACGGCGAAGUUGUGUGCGCUGUUACGAUCUCGAAUCCGACCAAGUACGUCUACACGGGCGGCAAAGGGUGCGUGAAAGUCUGGGACAUCGGACACGAAGGCGGCGGCAGCAUCAAGCCCGUGUCGCAGCUCGACUGCCUCCAACGCAACAAUUAUAUUAGAUCGGUGAAGCUGUUGCCAGACUGCAGAACCCUGAUAGUCGGAGGAGAGGCGAGACAACUGAUCAUCUGGGACCUGGCCAGCCCUACGCCGCGGAUCAAAGCGGAGCUGACGUCCUCCGCGCCCGCCUGUUACGCGCUGGCCAUCUCGCCGGACUCGAAAGUCUGCUUCAGUUGUUGCAGCGACGGUAACAUCGCCGUGUGGGAUCUCCACAACGAGAUUUUGAUUCGACAGUUCCAAGGGCACACGGACGGCGCCUCGUGCAUCGACAUCUCCGCGGACGGCACGAAGCUCUGGACAGGAGGGCUCGAUAACACCGUGCGUUCUUGGGACCUGAGGGAAGGCAGGCAGCUGCAGCAGCACGACUUGAACUCGCAGAUAUUCUCUCUGGGCUAUUGUCCCACCGGGGAAUGGCUGGCGGUCGGCAUGGAGAACUCCAAGGUCGAGGUGCUCCACGCGUCCAAAUCCGACAAGUACUGCCUCCUCGUUCACGAAUCCUGCGUCCUAUCACUGCGUUUCGCGUCAUGCGGCAAAUGGUUUGUCUCUACCGGCAAGGACAAUCUGUUGAACGCCUGGCGCACGCCGUACGGCGCCUCGAUAUUCCAGUCGAAGGAGUCCUCGUCGGUGCUGAGCUGCGACAUCUCCGCCGACGACAAGUACAUCGUGACCGGAUCCGGUGACAAAAAAGCCACUGUAUACGAAGUGAUUUACUAGACACACGGCAAAAGACGUUCGCGUUUUUCUCCCUUCGUCGAAACCCGAACUCUUAAACACGCCUCUCCCUUUUUUUUCGCGGGAGAUCUUACAAGUGAGACUUUUAGCAGCCUUAGGAACCUAGACUGUUACUACUGUGUAUAUAUACAUACGAAGUCUAUACUACGGUAGAAUCGCGCGUUCGAGGGGGAAAAAAGCAGAAGAAGAGGAAGAAAUGGAUAAAAAAAAGAAAAAAAAAAAGAAAGAAAAAAGACAAAAACCUAAUGUGUGUGCCAGAGAACCUGUAUGUAUAUUAGAGUUGCGUGUGCGUGGCCCGAUUGUAUCUACGACGGUGUGAUUACGUAGAGGAACUCUUUCUUUGUCGCGUGUAUACAACGAGAACUUGUUAAUGGAACGUUACCAAGCGAUCUUGCAUGCGCGUUAAGUGACCGGGAAAGCCUUGCGAAUGGUGAUGCUAGAUAUAAUUUCGUAUAAGUAAUUACAGAAUCAACACGCCCGUGACAGAUAGUCGGAUAGCACGAAGACGACGAAGGCUCGGAGACUGUCUACGAAAUUCUGUCCCCCCCACCCCCUCUUCUCGCUAACAUGAAAAUUUUACAAUUUUUACAAUCACUCUGUCCCUUGAGCUUGUUGCCGACGAUACUAAUAAACUUGCAUACCUUUGUGUACCUUGAACCCUUUCGAGACGACGAGCAACUAUAAUCAACCCCCCUGUAAAACAUGCUCGCUAUAGUUCAAGGGCAACUAUAGUCUUCUAUGAGCCACAGUGUUAAUAUCUUAUGCCCAUAGUGCUAAUCGACACCGCUGAAAGAAGACAAAUGGAGAAAUAUGUGUACGUAGAGUCCUCAAUUUCCGUUCGUGCGUCGCGAAAGGGUUCACAACGCUUGUCGGAACAACGAUUGGAAAAUUCUGCGGGUUAUUCGUUAUUCUUUUUUUUUAAACCGUCGAACGUAACGACGACUAGGCUGUUUCGACCCGAAACGAAAGUAAACGCGACUUCUGCGCCGCGGGAGCAGCGUUGCGUGUAUCGUUUGAACGUAAACUGGCCCACGCCAUUUAAUUUUAAAUAUAUCGAUUGAAAGUGAUCGUCUUUUUGUAUCGAAGGAUGUAUCUGCGUGGAGAAUGUCAGAGAAUGAACAUCUUGGGGUAAGUAAUUAGUUUUCCUGUCUAUUAACGGAAUCCGUGGAACGAGUUGCGCGUCAAUGCCCAAACGAUUUAUGGUCGUUGGAAACGUGACGAGUUUUCCCCACUUCGAGGGGCUUCCUGGCUAGUUCGGUCACGUGCUGCGCGACGCACGUGCGCAGAAACCAGAACCAGGUGUCGAUUCAGCGAUUCGAACUUGAUUUUUGGUCACUUUUAUGUACAUAUAUGUCUUAAAAUAUUAAUAUCGACGACUCCGUGAUGUUUCGACGCGGCGUUACGAAAGAAUUUCUCGAUAGGUAUGAACUUAAAAUGGAACGAAUACGUUCGAUGAGUUGCGAACAGUACGCGGACGUCUAAUUUGUGCGCAUAUUCGUUGCGCAACACGUGACCAAAGUCGCUUAACAAGUGUGUUGAAACACGAUCUCUUGGCACACCCCAUGUGCUUACGAAUCAUUCGAAACCGUGGCAAACGAUUAUUGCCUUUCUGCUUAUUUCGUUUAAUAAAAGAAAAAAGAACGUACGCAACCAAAGUUUAACACACUUGAUAAUCCGAAAUUGUAUUAUAACGCUACGACCGGAAACGCCGACUUGCACGAAUGCUGCUCGAUUGCGUUCAAGUUUCUUUUCGAUGUUUCGUUAAGAAUCUAUAUAAAUAGAUUACGCCUUUUGGUCUAUUGCUUUUGUUAGGAUGUUUCAGGGAGCAUUUACGAAGAGUUUUUGUAUUUCACGUAGACAGCUGUGAAUAGAAAGUUUACAUUAGCGACCUACUACGAAUAUAGCGUUUAUUACCUACGUCUCUUGCGCUUCUGUUAUCGAUAAGCACACUGACAUUAAACGUAUCGUUCGAACUUCUCGCGUGAUCGUGCGUGUAUGCAUCGUAGGCCGAUCCCCAAAGAUUUAAAAGAAGCAAUAGUUAGCGAUAGAACGUUUACUUGCAAUUAUUGCUUUAGUUAAUUCUUUGUCUUUAAGGACUGGCCUAUUAGGGCUGGAACUGAUCGAAUAGUUUACUAUUUGAAUAUAUAUUGCGUUUCGUUGGUUAGUUUAGUUCCUAUUGCGAAGUCUAAAGCAUUCAGGAAUGUAUAAAUUGUUUAUCAACCUUUUAUAGACGAUUAACCCGUAAUCUAAUUGUCGAUUCUUCUGUUCAUUUACAUCCUACUUCAGUUAAAUGUUUGAAUAGUCAUUCAAAUAGUUGAAUAUCCGAAUAGACGUAAAAGAAGUUCCAACUCUAGUAUGCAUGUGAGCAACGAAGAAAAUCCCCGUACAGAAUUCUUGUGGAUCCUCAUCGACGAUCGCGAUCGAUCGCACGACGCGGAUCCGAGUCGUGCAAUGACUCGAAAUUUGCAUAUUAUAUCCAUGUAAAAAGUACAAUCCUAUACACAAACUGAAACGAAACUAUUUCUCUACUUUAAUUAGGUAUCAGUCCGUAGACGAAGCUGAAACAAAGUGAAUUUUUAGAAACGCGCAUUAGGUAAAGGACAACGGAUCGUUCGUCCCGAUUGGCAGAUCUUAUAAAAAUAUGCAAUGAAUACACGUAUAAUUAAAACGAUCGAAUGGUUUUCAUAGAGAUUCGAAAGAACGAAGGUUCA
This is a messenger RNA of Colletes gigas, 5455 nucleotides long. It is a transcript of the gene gro, whose product is annotated as protein groucho-like. The transcript has 16 exons. Gene Ontology annotation, cellular component: nucleus; transcription regulator complex. The coding region runs from base 420 to 2726 and encodes 768 amino acids. Gene Ontology annotation, molecular function: transcription corepressor activity; protein binding. Lineage: Eukaryota; Metazoa; Arthropoda; Insecta; Hymenoptera; Colletidae. Gene Ontology annotation, biological process: negative regulation of canonical Wnt signaling pathway; regulation of DNA-templated transcription. The record is from RefSeq and is a predicted model, not a curated record.